Molecule: messenger RNA, 2299 nt
Organism: Venturia canescens
Lineage: Eukaryota; Metazoa; Arthropoda; Insecta; Hymenoptera; Ichneumonidae
Gene: ZnT49B
Product: Zinc transporter 49B
Exons: 9
Coding region: 206-2065 (619 amino acids)
Biological process (GO): zinc ion transport; intracellular zinc ion homeostasis; transmembrane transport
Cellular component (GO): membrane; endoplasmic reticulum
Molecular function (GO): monoatomic cation transmembrane transporter activity
Source: RefSeq, a predicted model, not a curated record
AGCACACGUAUACUCUCUGUUCCGUCGUCGUAUCCACCCACGCAAUACAUUGGUCAGACAAAUCGUCAACAUGGAUCUUGACAGUUCUCACAAGUAAUCCAUCGCUGAUGUAGGCAAAAGGUUGAAGUUUUUGUAAUUAGGAAGCAAUAUGUACCGGCGUCAAUAAAAAAAAACAAAUCAUCCCAGUAUCUGAGAAACCGUAAAAAUGCUUUACCGCACGUACAGCAUUCUCACAUUCAUUCGUGGUAAUGCCGGUUCUAUUUAUAAUGACCAAUUCUUUGAAUUGAGAAUCGGUUUUGUAAAAAGAUACGCCAGCAUUCAGAUAACACCCAGAUUCAGUGUAUCUUCUAAAGCUGUGGCACCCUCGGAUCAUCACAGAAUUUUCACUAGAAAAAGUCUCAACAACGUUGAAAAAUUUCGAUGGAUUUGUUCAAGAAACUUGGCAACUGACAGCAAGUCCAAAAAUGAUGGGAUUCUUGCUCAACAAACAGAAACUGUGAAAGUACCUUUGCAACAAAAGAUUGUUGAGCUCAAUGGUGAAAAGCUAGGAAAAUUGAAAGAACGGAUUCUCAGUACCCAAAUGCUGGAGGCUGAUAAGCAAUCUUUGGAGACAGAGGCAAAAAAAGUGAAAAGUAGCGAUAAGAUUAAGACGGAAACCGGUGAUGAUGCUCCACAGACAGAAGAAAUGGCAAUGAAGGUUAAGAGAAAAAGAGUUGAUCUCUCAGCUUCAUCGCUCGAAAGGAAUUUUAUAACACCGGUUCGAGCCAUGUCCGAUUUCAUGCUGAAGCCUGCAGACCUUGAAACUUUACCAAAGACUAAAAGAAGAUCACCGUAUGAGUAUAUGCCACCGAUCACCGUCUAUUGGCGCAAAGAUGUUGAAGCUAAGGCCGUCGAAGUUUGGGGCUCUCGUGAAUCAUUGCUGAAAGAACUUUUGAAAAAAGAAUUGGAGUUGAAGACCUAUCAGCAAAAUGUUUUCACUGUCAAGAGACGAUUACGCGAUUACAGACGGGAAAUAGGAAACAAAACUGAAGCGGUUAAUGAAAACGAAGGACUUUUCGGCAGGUCCGGAAGAGUUGUUCUGACCGCAAUUAUAAUAAAUGCGAGUAAUUUUCUGUUCAAACUCUUCGCUUGGCUGUAUACAGGAUCUCAUAGCAUGUUUUCCGAGUGCAUUCACUCUGCGGCUGACACCUGCAACCAACUGAUAUUAGCGUACGGUAUUCACAAGUCCGUCCAGAAUCCCGAUCCGGAUCAUCCUUACGGCUACACAAACAUGAAAUACGUAUCGUCGUUGAUAUCCGGUGUCGGAAUAUUUUGCGUGGGUACAGGACUCUCGAUGUACCAUGGAAUUCACGGACUUCUCUUCCCCAAUCCAGUGGAAUCGUUCUAUUGGGCUUAUUUCAUUCUCGCCGGUUCCCUCGUAUCCGAAGGAGCGACUCUUCUCGUAGCAAUAAAUUCGAUAAAAAAAGGAGCUCUCGAGAAACGAGAAAAAUUCAAAGACUACGUGCUUUCCGGACAGGAUCCUUCAGUCAACGUCGUUCUAAUGGAAGAUUUAGCAGCCGUCAUCGGGGUCACACUUGCCGCAACUUGCAUGGGACUGACCUCGUUUCUCGGCAACCCAGCUUUUGACGCAAUCGGUUCUCUCCUUGUUGGUGGAUUACUCGGGGGCGUUGCUUCUUUCAUUAUUUACACGAAUGUUGCUGCUCUCAUCGGCCGAAGCAUACCCCAAGAAAAUCUCGAUAAAAUCAACGCAGAACUUGAGUCCGAUAUAAUGGUCCGUGCGAUUUACGACGUCAAGGGGAUCGACAUGGGCAAUAGUCUCGUGAGGUAUAAAGCCGAGGUCGAUUUUGAUGGUCGAGAACUGACGAGAUCUUAUCUCGAUAAACACGAUUUGAACGCUAUGCUAGAGGAAGUGAGAAAUAUGAAAAACAUCGACGAACUCGAGAUGUUUUUGCUCAAACAUGGAGAAAAUAUCGUUGACAUGAUGGGCGGUGAAAUCGACAGAAUCGAGUUGAAGCUUAAGAAAAAUCAUCCAGAGAUACGGCACUGUGACCUCGAAGUCUUAUGAAGAGGUGAAAACCACUAGGCGGUUGUAAUGUAAAUAAUUAUUUAUAAUGCAGUAUAUUUAACGAAAAAAAAAACAUAAUGAUGAACGCUACCCUGAAAUGGCGCUGUAACCGAAACGUUUAUGGCGACGAUAAAUGAAGGAACCGAGAACAUGCUUCAUUUUCUGAUUUUACUUUGCUUCGAUAAUAAAUUUAUUCAUUAUGGGAUGUGCGAGAAAUCGUCAUCGCUAAAAGAA